UAGCUGAAUAUAUAUGUUUUAAUGCAGGUGCAUGCUACGUUACCCUGUUUCAAUGUUACGUAUUUCUAAGCUCAGUGUUGAUCUUCAAUGUACGUUCAUAUAAAACCAUGUCGAUAUCAUCAAAUGAAAUACCUCCAGUUCCUCAGCAACAGAAAAGUAAGAAUAGUCAGCAUAAACAAGCCUUGUAUGACAGAACAUAUGAUUUAGUAGUGUUGAUGAGAUUGUUAAUUGUUGGUGUUUUAGUAUUAACGUAUAUCUUCAGUAACCAUGUUCAAACAAUGAUUAACCAACUUUGGUAUUAUUUACUGACAUCGGCGAUAUACAAUUCGGUAUAUUUUGAGACAUGGUUUACAACUUUUUGCUAUGCUUUUAUUAUUGCAAUUUAUCCAUUUGUACUUCACUACAUAAAACCGUUUGAAAAAUACAAAAUCCAUCAAUCAGUUACUUAUCAACAUCAAUCUGUAUUAUUUCUAGUGUGGAAAGCUAUUCUUUAUAUGGCACCAUUAGCUACUAUGGACACAUUCAUUGUUAAAAAGUAUCAUGGAGUGCAACCUGACAUUUGGGAUGAGAAAAGAGUAGAUUGGAUUCAGACUACACGUGCUUUGCCGGAAAUGCCACCAACAGUACUGCAAUUGAUUGUUCAUUUGAUUGGAAGCGUGUUAUUGUUUGAUUUAAUUUUCUUUUUCAUACAUUUUUCACUACAUAGAAACUUUUGGUUGUACAAAACGUUUCAUCGCUACCACCAUGAUCACGACGUUCUUCAUCCGCACGUCACUGACCAAUUGACGGUGACCGAAAGAUUAGCUCUCGUGUUAUCUGCUAACUUUGCUCUAAAAUGUUUCAAUAGCCAUCCAUUAACUAGAACAUUUUUUGUUCCGGUUUUUGUGUUUUUAUUAGUAGAAAAUCAUACUGGUUAUGAUAUACCUUUAGGUAUACACCGAAUAAUUCCUUUCGGAAUACUCUCAGGGCCUGUCAAACAUUAUAAUCAUCAUGUAAACGGCGAGAGAAACUACCAACCUUUUCUCAAUUAUAUGGACUAUAUUUUUAUAAAAUAGUUUAGAUUAAUAUACUAUUACAAUUUGAUUUUAUAUCGUGUAUUUAUAUAGAAAUGAAGAUCUUUUAUAACAAGCACAGGGAAACUGACAUUUGUUUGAAUAAAUGACAGUUAUUAAAUU
Molecule: messenger RNA, 1175 nt
Organism: Mytilus trossulus (common blue mussel)
Lineage: Eukaryota; Metazoa; Mollusca; Bivalvia; Mytilida; Mytilidae
Product: cholesterol 25-hydroxylase-like
Exons: 2
Coding region: 108-1055 (315 amino acids)
Biological process (GO): sterol biosynthetic process
Cellular component (GO): endoplasmic reticulum membrane
Molecular function (GO): C-4 methylsterol oxidase activity; iron ion binding
Source: RefSeq, a predicted model, not a curated record